This is a messenger RNA of Tupaia belangeri chinensis (Chinese tree shrew), 1056 nucleotides long. RefSeq names its product dnaJ homolog subfamily B member 3-like. The transcript is spliced from 3 exons. Lineage: Eukaryota; Metazoa; Chordata; Mammalia; Scandentia; Tupaiidae. Bases 1 to 1056 code for a protein of 351 amino acids. Gene Ontology annotation, molecular function: Hsp70 protein binding. The record is from RefSeq and is a predicted model, not a curated record.
AUGGGCUCUGGCAUCCUGCUGGGUCUUCAGGCUGCAGUGGAGACCACCACGGAUGAGCCUCCUGCCCCCAGAGCUGAGUCCAGUGAGACUCAGACUCAGGAGUUGGGCCGCAGCCAGCACCAGUGCAGGGAGCCCCUUGCUAGGAGUCGGCUAGCUCCUCGCGUGGCAUUCUGGGAUGCUGAGCCAAGACUGGCUUUGAUCAAUGCGACGUCGCCAAGUCACAAAGUGCGCCUCCCUGCACAGACCCCAGCGGCCGAGCCUUCCCCUCGCUCUGGCGGCACAGUUCUGCCCGCUGAGCUCCCCUACCCAGGCACGAGGCCUGCGGCCCUCCGACAUGGUGGACUACUCCCAGGUGAGGCCAUCAGGAAGGCGUACCGCAAGCUGGCCCUCAAGUGGCACCCCGACAAAAACCCGGAGAACAAGGAGGAGGCGGAGAAGAGAUUCAAAGAGGUGGCCGAGGCCUACGAGGUGCUGUCGGACGCCAAGAAGCGGGACGUCUACGACCGUUAUGGCCAGGCCGGGGUGAGCGGAGGCGGCGGCGGCGCGCCCUUCCACGACCCCUUCGAGGACGUCUUCAGCUUCCGCGACCCGGCCGACGUCUUCAGGGAGUUCUUUGGUGGCCGCGACCCAUUUUCCUUUGACUUCUUCGGAGACGCGCUUGAGAACGUUUUCGGGGGUCGAAGGAGCUCCCGGGGAAGCAGAAGCAGAGGGUCAGCACCGCUUUUCUCCACCUUCAAUCAGUUUCCAGCUUUUGGAGGUGGUUUUUCCUCUUUUGAUCCAGGAUUUUCGUCCUUUGGCCCCCUGGGAAAUGGGGGCCUUUCUUCCUUCUCCAUGUCGUGUGGGAGUGGUGCGGCAGGCAGCUUCAAGUCCGUGUCGACUUCCACCGAGAUAGUUAACGGCAAAAAAGUCACCACCAAGAGAAUCAUUGAGAAUGAAGAAUCUAUAAACAGCAUCGUUGACCACGACAGUCUGGAGAAGCCUGAGCAUGACGUGGAAAUAGUCAUCCAGAGUGGGGGCCACAUGCCAUGGGACCACCUUCGAAUCCUGUGCACCUGA